Molecule: messenger RNA, 2395 nt
Organism: Panicum virgatum (switchgrass)
Lineage: Eukaryota; Viridiplantae; Streptophyta; Magnoliopsida; Poales; Poaceae
Product: E3 ISG15--protein ligase Herc6-like
Exons: 7
Coding region: 1-1278 (425 amino acids)
Source: RefSeq, a predicted model, not a curated record
AUGGCUUAUGGCUUAAGGCAGCAUAUAUCCCAACCCACGCACCGUCGUGUGUACGGGUUCGGAGAUGACAGCCACGGCGCGGUGGGCCAGGCGCCGCCGGCUGCCGACGUCUACGUGCCCACGCCCGUGCCCUCCCUCCCGCCGUCGGUGAGCGCCGUCGCCGCCGGUCACUACCACUCCCUCGCCGUAUCCGCCGCCGGGGAGGUCUUGGCGUGGGGACGCAACGACGAGGGCCAGCUCGGUCGCGGGCUUCACUCCCCGAGGAAUACUUGGAGCAAACCAGAACAGGUCAGAGGAUUGGAAAAUGUUCAAGUUCGAGCUGUAUCUGCUUCAGGUGUUGUUUCAGCAGCAAUUGGAUCUGAUGGCUCUUUAUGGGUUUGGGGGAGGUCAAAACGUGGCCAACUUGGACUUGGGAAGGACAUUGUAGAGGCUUCAGUGCCAUCUAGAGUGGAAGCACUUGCUAGCUACGACAUCGCUAAGGUAUCAUUUGGAUGGGGGCAUGCCAUGGCAUUGACAAAGGAUGGAAAGCUAUUUGGUUGGGGCUACUCAGAAAAUGGAAGAUUAGGAGGAAUGGGUCAAAGCACUAAGGUACCUUCUGCCGAGGAAUACAUAGGCAAAAUGGUAGACAAGUAUUCUAGUUCAAUGAUGGAGGCUGUUGAAAAGAUGGUUGAAGAGAAAAUUCGGAGCGAAGACAAUAUGCCCAUCAUCUGGGAACCAUCCCUUGUUCAUGAAGUAAGUUGUCUUGAGGUGUCUGAUGUGUCUUGUGGGCUUGACCAUUCCCUGAUCCUCUUCUCCGAUGGCGUUCUACUGAGCGGUGGUGACAACACUUACGGACAGCUGGGUAGGAAGGCAGGGCUGUCCAAACUGCUUCCUGUUGACGUGAGCUAUAAACCAUUCUCCGUGUCGGCAAGUGUUGGCCACUCCCUCGCACUCUGCCAUACAUCAACUGAAGGCACUGAUGAUGUGGAAACGGGCGUCCUCUCAUGGGGGUGGAACUGUAGUUCCCAGCUUGGGCGAUCUAGCCAAGAAGACAUCCCAGCACUGGUCAACUGUCUUAAUGGGGAGAGGCCGGUAUCCGCGGCGGCUGGCCGAGUUCAUUCGGCUGUUCUCACAUCGAGAGGAGAAGUUUGGACGUGGGGAUCUGGCCGGAACGGCAGGUUAGGUCUGGGCAGCUCAAUCGAUGAGGCAGAGCCGUGUCUUGUGGAUACAUUGGAAGGAGCAGAAGUCCUGCAAGUUGCAGCAGGGAUGGACCACAAUCUCCUCCUGGUCGCCGAGUAGGUUGGCCGUUGGCAUGCUGGUUCGCUGAAAGAUUAUUUGAUCCUUCAUCUGGUCACCGGAAGUCUGGAACCGAUGGCAAUCAGGUGGUUGAAAUACAACACUACCUUUCGCGAAGGAGUAUGGCCGUGCAGUGCCCAUGCCAGGCCUCAUUCAUCUGGGCACCAUGGGCACGCUACUGAAGUAGUGCCAUCGUUUUGGGCACGCUACUGAAUGUACUGGUACCGGUACAAGAUCUGAUUUACGUGCUUUGUAAAGCAAAUGAGAAUGCUAAUUUCUGUGCUGAAUUGUUGAUACGUGAUCUGAGUUAUGACAACGGUACUGCAAAGUUUUGAUACUUGUUCACCAAAAACUUCCUCAUCCUAAGAAAAAAACUUGUCCGAGGCAGAGAUCAUACACAAACGGAGCUCAUGCAAUUUAAGCCCAUCAGCCUACUUAGCGGCCCAUCUCUACGGCUCAGCCCAAGAAAACGUUCUCUUCACAAUUCUCGCCCCAAGUUGAGCCCACUCGUCUCGUCUGGGCACGGCGCACACUGUACACGCGGUCGGCGGGCGGCGGAGACAGCAGAAUUCAAGUCGGAGCGAGCAGCUUCGGCGGCGGCGGCGGCGAGCACAGACAGGAUGGGGCUGGGAGGCCGGGGCAUCGUGGGAGAGAGGUGGUCGCAGCGCAUCCUGUGGAUCUGCGCCCUGGGCAGCGCCGUGAGCCUCUACUUCGUCGCGGUGGAGAGGCAGGCGCAGAACCGCGCGCGGGCGGUGGCGGAGGGCCUCAAGGCCCUCGACGGCUCCGGCGGCGGCGCUGGGGAGGACGUGUGAGGCGCUGCUUGGGGGCAGGCGCGCCGUGGAGAGUGCCUCUCUUGGUUGGAUCAUGAGACGGGUCACUUUUGCUUUUCUGUUUCAUGUUCACUAAGCUACAGAAGCUUUCGAAUAAUGUACUUUGCUCAAUCUUUGUAGAAAAAAAAGUUGAUUAGUUUCAGUGUUUUCAUAAUUUACACGAUUUACCUGAGCUACAAUUGCCGUGCAGAAAUGUUGAAUGAUGCGAGUGUUUUCCUAUUUCACACCAGUUAUUUUCCUGUAAGGAUUCUUAAGGUGUAUUUCUAUGGGACUAUGACUGUUGAAGCCAA